AUGAACCCCUCGUCGCUUUCUGUCUUUCUUCUAACUCUUGUCCUUGUCUCCCAUACUUGCCUCUCUUCGUCUUCUUCACAAACCACCUCUGAACUCUUUGAAGUUUGGUGCAGAAAGUAUGGCAAGUCAUACUCUUCAGCACAAGAAAAGCUCUACAGGCUCAGUGUGUUUGAGGACAAUCUUGUCUUUGUUACCCAACAUAACGAUAUGGGCAAUUCUUCUUAUACCCUUUCUCUCAAUGACUUUUCUGAUCUCACUCACCAUGAGUUCAAGUCCUCUCGUUUAGGCUUCUCACCCACCUUUCUCAGUCUUAAGCGUAAAUCAGAUAGGAAACCCAGCGUAGUUCGUGAUCUUCCUUCUUCAUUAGAUUGGAGGAAGAAAGGGGCAGUCACUAAUGUGAAAGAUCAAGGGAGUUGUGGUGCCUGUUGGGCCUUCUCAACUACUGGUGCCAUCGAAGGUAUCAACAAGAUUGUCACAGGAUCGCUCAUCAGCCUCUCUGAACAAGAGUUGGUUGAUUGUGACAGAGUUUAUCCAAACAACGGCUGCAAUGGCGGACUUAUGGACGAUGCAUUUCGAUUUGUCAUAGAUAACAAUGGGAUUGACACUGAGGAAGAUUACCCAUAUAAAGGUUGGGAUGACACCUGCAUUAAGAAAAAGCUAAAGAGGAAUGCUGUGACCAUAGAUGAUUAUACUGAUGUGCCCUCAAAUGAUGAGGAACAGCUACUACAAGCUGUGGCAAGUCAACCAGUGAGUGUAGGUAUAUCGGGCAGUGACAUGGCAUUUCAGCUGUACUCAAAGGGGAUUUUCAAUGGCCCUUGCUCGACUUCUUUGGAUCAUGCUGUGUUAAUCGUAGGUUAUGGUUCCGAAAAUGGAGUGGACUAUUGGAUUGUAAAGAAUUCAUGGGGGACAAAUUGGGGGAUGAAUGGCUACAUGCACAUGCUGCGUGAUCAUAGCAAUCCCAAGGGGAUCUGUGGCAUCAACACGUUGGCUUCAUAUCCAAUAAAGACAGGGGAAAACCCUCCUCUUCCCCCGCCUUCUCCGCCGCCAGGGCCGACUCGGUGCAAUAUCUUUACACACUGUGCAGCAGGGGAAACCUGCUGUUGUGCCAAGAGGGUUGUGGGAAUAUGCUUUUCUUGGAGAUGCUGCGAGUUGGACUCUGCUGUUUGUUGCAAGGAUCAGCGUCACUGUUGUCCCCGUGAUUAUCCCAUCUGUGAUACAGAAAGGACGCUGUGCCUCCAGAGUAAUGAGCAGCUAUCAACGCAGCCGCAUGCUACUGGGAAUUUAACAUCGAAAGCGCUUGAGAGUAGAGGCAGUUUGAGGAAGUCAAGCCGCGGGUGGGGCUCCAUGAUUCGGGGUUGGAUCCUAUGA
This is a messenger RNA of Prunus armeniaca (apricot), 1368 nucleotides long. NCBI's taxonomy places the organism in Eukaryota, Viridiplantae, Streptophyta, Magnoliopsida, Rosales, Rosaceae. The record is from the annotation of a GenBank genome assembly.